Messenger RNA from Lipotes vexillifer (Yangtze River dolphin), 3290 nucleotides. Its product is annotated as KIAA0753 ortholog. Gene Ontology annotation, biological process: centriole replication; protein localization to centrosome. Gene Ontology annotation, cellular component: centriolar satellite; microtubule organizing center. The transcript has 18 exons. The coding region runs from base 66 to 2981 and encodes 971 amino acids. Lineage: Eukaryota; Metazoa; Chordata; Mammalia; Artiodactyla; Lipotidae. The record is from RefSeq and is a predicted model, not a curated record.
AAUGAUUUUAGGAGAGAACUGUUGGCUGAUGACUGAGCUUUCACUAUUGUACUACACUUUCUGACAUGAUGGGAUCAGGCAGACCAGCCUCAACCUGUGUUCAUCUAGCAUCUAGUGUCCAACUGGAUGGGAGGAGUGACCCCAGGAAACUUCAGACCCAGAACCAGCUGCAGUUUAAUAGGAAUGUUCCUACACAUUCAAGCAACUUGGCAAUCCGAUAUUCUUGCCCACAUGGAAUUAGAAUUGAAAAACUGAAGCACUCAUACAAUGAGUCAUACCAUUGUAGAGAUUCAGGUUUUAGAGACGGUCCUGACCUAGGCAGUUCUGUUUCAUUUUCUGUCAUAUCAGAAGAGAGACUUAGCUAUGCCGUCCAUCUAGCCAAAAGAGAUGUAAAACGAAGACAACUUGAAGAACACAUAAAAGAACACCAUCUCAGAAGUCAGCCCCAAAUCCUUCAGAAAUGUGGACAGUCUAACCAUAAAAUAUCUGACCAUAGAGUGGAAAGGAAGGAAUCAAAGAGUCAGGAAGUCUGUCAAGGCAGCAACCAGCCAUCCAAAGUAGAAAUUUCCAGCUCAGGUGCCAAGGUAUACCUGUACACAUCUCAUCCAGGACAGUCAGACCUCACCAUGCCAAAGUCGCCACCCACUCAUGAUCCAGGACUUCAGCCACAUGCCAGGAUAGGUGACCACAAAAGCCUAUGCGGACACAAAAGCCUGCUGGAAGUUCAGCGACUCCAGAAAGAAUUGAGCAGUUGUAUCCAUAAAAUUGAAGAAUUAACUAAAAAAGAUCGCAUGGAAGAAGCUUUGGAUCCAGAUGAAGAGCGGAGAAUCCGUGUCAGGAGGAAGGAGCAGGCCGUCCGUUCUGCCCGAAUGCUCUACGUCCUCCAGCAGCAGGUUAAAGAAAUCCAGGAAGAAUUGGAUAAAUUGAGUCCACAUAAAAUUAAACAUACUAAGAAGUCAUGGGCAGUGUCCAGGCUGGCAGCUGCCCAUCGAGGAGCCAUUCGGGCCUUACAGAUGUUUGUUACUCAGUUUACUGAGCGGGUGGAGCACGCAGUUCCUACUUGGUGCAAGGAAUUGGGCAGUCUCAUCCGCCAGCUUUCACUGUGUUCUGCCAAGCUGGAGGCCAAUUCUUCUGUCCCUGAUGUGGUGAUAGAUAUCCUGCAACAAACUGAGGCUUUGGAAUCCCUCCUGGAAAAGACACUGUCACCAAAAAAGGCAAAGAAAUGUUUCAGUGAAAUUCAGAGCAGAUUUCCUAUUGGUAGCCAAAGGGCCUUAGAGAGAUGGCAAAGUACAUCACCAAAGAGUGAGAGGAGGCCCUUCGUAGCAAAGGAGAUAUUUCCACAGGAAACAAGAAGACCUUCAGUGGCAAAGAAGCUUCUUGCUGAUAAGUAUCAACCUGAUAUAGAGCGUCCAGUGACCCAGAGGCUGGAAAACGAGCUUGACGUAUUAGAUGCGGAUAUCCUUCCGGAAGAAGCUCCAUCUGUUGUAGACCAAAAUGCGAACUUCAAAGCAGAGGCAUUAGCCCUGGCAAAAACAAAAGCAGGGAAAAAGAAGCUUGUGACUGAGAAUGUGCCACCCUUUAGGAAGAAAGAUACUCUGGCACCGGCAAGACUACAGCAAGGACUCCACAAAGCUGAAAAAAGUAGACCACCCCAAUCUUACAGCAAAAGCAGGUUGCAACGGACAACAGUCUCCUCCAGGUUAAAAAUGAACCAGCAGCCUGUGAAGGACCAUAAGGCUCCUUGGAUACCUCCAAACCCCACAUCCCCGCUGGCAUCUCCUAAAUGUGCUGCCUGGCUAAAGGUGAAAUCUAGCCCCAAAGAUGCCGCAAAAGAACAGUCUCUCCAGCAAGAAGAUACUCAAGAGGAAAGUCAGUUGAGAGGUGCUGUUGAGCACAAAGCAGUGAGACUCACUUGGCUUGAUGCUGAAACUUCCAAAAGAUUAAAGGAAUUAGAAGAAUUAAAAGCCGAAGAAAUGGACAAAAUGCAAAAACAGAGGCUCAAUUGGCUUGAUGCUGAAACUUUCAGAAAAACAAAGGAAUUGAAUGAACUCAAGACUGAAGAAAUGGAUAGACUUCAAAAACUGAGUGUUUCUGCCACCCAAUUAGCGGAUAAGGUAGAGAAGGCAGUUCUGGAGCGUUUGAAGCCUCUCCUGGUCAAGGCUCAGAGAGUCAAUUCUUCUCUGGAAGCAGAUACUCAUUUGAAGGAUCGACUGUCAGUGAUCGCAGCAACAGCCCAGCCUGCGGAGAAGGCUACAGCUAUUGAUUGUGAAUCCAGUAGCAUUCAUCAGCUGGAUGAUUUUUUGGAAGAUGCCGCUCACGAGCUCUGGGCUGUGACUCACUCUAAGAUCUCGGAGCCUGAGGCCUUAGCCACCUGGGGGGACAGCAAGGACAGCCCGUGUCUGGAGGCCAUGAUGCUCCGCAUGGAGGAAAUGGAGAAAUACCAGGAGACGGUUCGCCAAAGAUAUAAUAAAAUUGUAUUUACUGAUCCUCAUCUUUGGAUGCAGGAAGAAAAAAAUGACCAAAAAAUCCCAGCAGUAAGUGAAAGGCAUCUUUCUCCUCAUCCAAUCAGGAUCACAAAGACAGCAGCUCGCAAAGACCCAGAUGUGAACAUCGUGUUAGAAAGGCCCUGCAAUGGCACUUCCCUAGAUGAAAGUGUGGGAACAGAGGAGAGACCAGAGAAAAGAGAGAAUCCCCUUCUGUCCCUUUCAGAAGAUGCUCAGCAGAAGGAAGGCCGAGCUGGCCUCUUUGUCCCGCGGGGCAUGCGGCGCAGCAUCGGUGACUACUGCCGCCGCUUCGAGCAGUACCUCCGGGUUACUGCACACGAGGCUGUGGGCUCCUUCAACCCGUGGCUGAUAGCUGAAAGCUUUGCAGAAGAGCUCGUAGAUGAAGCUCUGGGGGCCGUGGCUGCUGAACUUCAGGAUGUGUGUGAAGAUUACGCAGAAGCCGUGUUCACCUCAGAAUUCUUGGAGGCGGCUACAUAAAGGCUGUCCAAGGCAGGGCCCCCAGUGUCACUGGUGAGGGGGCGGCACCACCCUUUCUACUAGCCACAGGAAAUCUUCCUCAGCUGUCCAUCCAGGCCCAGAAGGUGCUUCCCACUGAAAGGAAGGAAGUGCCAGUGAGGCCAUCCUCACUUUGCAUCUUCUCACUGUCAGAGCAAUGGUUCUGGUAGUUUAUGAUGGAAUGUGUUAUAUUUAUCAGCGCCCAGGAAACGUGAAUCAAUUAUGACAGUAUAAUAUUUUCUGAAUGUAUAAUUUUCCCAUUGAAAUACCAUGUUCAUUACACUGGCUCAG